This is a messenger RNA of Argiope bruennichi, 3801 nucleotides long. RefSeq names its product mitogen-activated protein kinase kinase kinase 12-like. Gene Ontology annotation, biological process: protein phosphorylation. The record is from RefSeq and is a predicted model, not a curated record. Lineage: Eukaryota; Metazoa; Arthropoda; Arachnida; Araneae; Araneidae. The coding region runs from base 284 to 2938 and encodes 884 amino acids. Gene Ontology annotation, molecular function: ATP binding; JUN kinase kinase kinase activity. The transcript is spliced from 14 exons.
CCAAGCGUCACAGUAACUGCGAAACUAUAACCUGAGACAAAACAAACUUAGAUUUCAACAUUAAUUAAACAUUGCGACUAAGCUUCAUAUUUUAGAUAUGUUUUUUUCUUAUUAUUGCUAUCAAUUUGAUUGUCUAACCACUUCAAACGAUCGAUAUGUUGAUUGUGGAUUUCUGAAUGACAAUCACAACUUAGUAAAUCUUCUUUGAUUCAAGUUAAAUGUAAUGAUCAAGAAUUAGAUGCACAUAUUUUUCCUUGGUAUAUUGUCUACAUUCUGAGCCAUCAUGUCUGCCACUAUUCCAAAAACAGAAAUGCCUAGCUCCAUGGAAAGUAGUUUGACAUCACCAAGUUCUCUUGGCAUUAUGUGUAGCAGCAGUGAAAGGGAAGAUUUUCAACAAAGUUUAUUAUGCAUUAAUGAUGAGAGUUCGAGCAAAUCCUCUGCAUCUCCUCCAGAAAAAACUAUUAUGUAUCCUCCAGCUCGUUCUGCUAGUACACCUGUAGUUACUACAGUUGCUCCAACUUCUCCAACGAUUACUAGUUCAACUAGUAGUCCAGCUGCCUUUACAACAGUUAGAUCAUCUGCAGCUUCUGUUGCUCAGGGAAUGAGUUUCUUGCCCCAUACUAGAGCUAAAAAUGGAUGGUUAGAUGGAUUGUUGGUAUGUCUUCGGCCAGUUUGGGGAAUCCUUGGCAAAGCUGCAGGAAAUGAACACAUUGACUCUGAUGAAUGGGAAAUACCAUUUGAAAAUAUUCAAGAUUUACAGUGGGUGGGAAGUGGAGCGCAAGGGGCUGUUUUCCUGGGUGAACUUGAAGGAGAGCUGGUUGCUGUGAAAAAAGUACGCGAGAAAGAAGAAACAGAUAUAAAACAUUUAAGACAUCUUCGACAUCCUAAUAUAGUGACUUUUAAAGGUGUGUGUAUCCAAUCUCCUUGCUACUGCAUAAUUAUGGAAUUUUGUCCAUAUGGUCAGCUUUAUGAGAUGUUACGCAGUGAUAGAGAUAUACCUCCUGAUAAAACUCUUGAUUGGUGUAAACAAAUUGUAUCUGGAAUGGAAUAUUUGCAUCAAAACAGAAUAGUGCAUAGAGAUUUAAAAUCUCCCAAUGUACUCAUAAGUAUGAAUGAAGUUUUGAAAAUUUCUGACUUUGGAACCUCACGUCAGUUGAAUGAUAUCAGUACAAAAAUGUCUUUUGCUGGUACAGUUGCGUGGAUGGCUCCUGAAGUCAUCAGACAUGAUCCUUGUUCUGAGAAAGUGGAUAUAUGGUCUUUUGGAGUUGUAUUGUGGGAAUUGCUAACUCGAGAAGUUCCAUACAAAGAUGUGGAUUCUUCUGCAAUUAUUUGGGGUGUGGGUAAUAACAGUCUUCAUCUUCCUGUUCCAGACUCUAUUCCAGAAGCAUUUCGAAUUCUUUUAAAACAAUGCUGGAGUUCAAAACCUAGAAAUCGACCCUCAUUCCAUCACAUUCUUUUAUACUUGGAUACUGCUGCUCAUGAACUCAUUGGUGUUUCUAGAGAGAAAUUUUUACAAAAUCAAACUAGAUGGAGAAAAGAAAUCGAUGAAUAUAUGCAAAAUUUCCAAGAUAAGGAAAGUCGUGUUCCUUUGGUUGAAGAAGAUUUGGUUAAACAACGUAGAGAAGAGCUACGCCAUGCUCAAGACAUUCGAGAGCAUUAUGAAAGAAAGUUAGAGAGAGCUAAUGACUUGUACAUGGAGUUGGCAACUUGCUUACUUCAACUUGAACAAAGGGAAAAAGAACUUGUUCAGCGCGAAGAAAACUUGCAAGGUUCAAAGAAUGGACAAGAUAAAGCAUGUAAAAGAAAUAUAGUUAGGCCAUUACUUCGAGCCCAUGAAAGACUUACUAAAAAGCGUUCUCGCAAAAGUUCAAGUUCUCUUAAAAGCCCAGACGAUCAGACUUUAAAUUCAGAAAUACCUCAAGCUAAAAGGACUCCACCUCAACUAUAUAUAGCAGAUCCUGUCAAUAGUCAAUUUCCAGGGCAGGCAGCUGUUUAUGUAGCUGAAAUCCCACCAAAGCAAGAAUUUGAAGUGUUUUGUGAAGAGACAGCCCCAAAUUCUUAUGGGCAUCAAAAGAAUUCCUCUAAAGGCCACUUGCCUUAUAGGCCAGCUGUAAUUUUCAAUAUGGAACAGAAUCAUUCCAAUCGUGACUGUGACUUGCCUAUAAAUUUCCAAUCAAGACCUAGCAAUGUUGAAGUGAUAAAAAAUAGACUUUCUGGUAAUCCCAGGCAUUGCAAUUGGGAUCAGUUUGACUCGGAUGAAAAUGUGCCUCCUGCUAAAGUUCCUAACUGGCAAAGAGAUCCACAAUCAUAUGAAAUUGCAAAACAGAUAAAUAAAGAACUGCAGACCAGAAGACAGGUUGAAAGUAUUGAUUAUCAUUCAGAUGAUGCAUCUAAUGGCAAUAGACCAACUGCAAUACACCAUGCUCUGAUUGAUGAUGACAUUCCCUAUAAUUUUUGUGCUGGAGGUUCAUUAGAGAGCUUAAAACAACCAAAGAAAUUACAUUAUUUCCCUAGAGUUGUACCUGGUGUGCCAGUAAGAUAUGGAGGAAGCUUUAAUGACAUUUACCGUGUUCAGGAAUUAGAAAAAGUUGCAUCAGCUCCAAAUCAAUCAACUCAUGACAGAGAUGGAAAUAUUCUGAAGAAAAGAUGGUAUGAACCAGAACUUUUGCCUCCUGAGAUAGCUGCUUGUGAAUGCAAUUUUUCAUCUCCUAAUGAGGUUUUGUCAGGUUUAUCUGAUCUUAAAGUUUCUGAUUCUCUCACUCCCCAAGUUCAUAGGCACUUAAGAAGGCAUACCAUGGUGGACCCUUCAACAGUUCUUUAUGGGAAUCGUGAGGCAUUGGAACUUAAUAGAAUCAAUCGAAAUUCAUUACCACCUUCUGGAGGAGUUCCUUUGGAUAAAGGCAUUGAUUGCAUACCAUUAGCUGCUACUAACUGGUAAUUACACAUUAGUUAUAGAAGCUGCACUCAAGAACAGUUAGUGCCUAUGCUGAGAUCAGAUAUGAUCUUGUUUCGUGAGAUUUGCUGCUCAAAACAAAAGACAUUUUAAUAAUGAUUUGAACAUGAAGUGUAAGUUCAAAUCAUGUGUUUGUUAAUAUGUCUUUUACUGUGUUGAUGAUACCUAACGGAUUGGUAUUGAAUCAAUUCUGAUAAUUUUAAAGAUGUUAAGAGAACUGAAUUUGUAUGUACAUGACAUAAGCAAUGAAAGAUGUUGAAUGUUUACAGUCCAAAGUCUAUUCUUUUCAUAUUUUUAAUAUUAAUUCCCUCUCUUACGGGAUGCAGAAAUUUGUUUCCUUUAUCUGGAAAUAGGUAUUCAUUUAACCAUUUUAACCAUCAAUGUGUAUAGCAUCUCUCAGUAUAUUACAUGUUUGAGAAUUUAAUUGUAUUGCAAUUUUUUUGUAUGUGCAUCUAACGAGUCGGGUCUAAAACUUACUUGAAAGUAUUCCAAAAAGCUUUUUAGUGAUAGUAUUGUAACAAAAUUUCCAAAUUGUACAAAGUGGCAUAUAUUUAUACUGCAUUUUUAACUUUAUUUUAGUACAGUCAAGUUCAAAUAAUUUGAUAUCUGCCUUAGUAUCUUAGAUAAAUAUGUGGUUUUAUUAUUAUUAGAAAUGUGUGUGUAUUAUGUAUAAAACAUAAGCAUCAUAUUGAAUGAAAAAAUUUUAAUUUCAUUGAAGUGAAUUCCUAGCUUGAAAUCUUUUAAUAAUGUAUCUAGAAUUUUUUGUUUUUAGAUAACUUUAAUUCUGAUUGUCCAAUUUUGAAAUCUUACAUAAUAUAAGUAUCAACCUCUUAGCUAAACAUUGCCUG